Molecule: messenger RNA, 2177 nt
Organism: Hevea brasiliensis (rubber tree)
Lineage: Eukaryota; Viridiplantae; Streptophyta; Magnoliopsida; Malpighiales; Euphorbiaceae
Product: transcription factor TGA1
Exons: 9
Coding region: 786-1907 (373 amino acids)
Biological process (GO): regulation of DNA-templated transcription; DNA-templated transcription
Molecular function (GO): sequence-specific DNA binding; DNA-binding transcription factor activity
Source: RefSeq, a predicted model, not a curated record
GGUGUGGGGUGGGAUCCAGUGCCUUCUAUUUUCUGAAUUUUCUUAAUUUGGAAGUAGAAGUUGUGGAUAUAUGAUUGUGGCUAUCAGUUGAGAAAAGAAGUGUUAUUUUCCUCCAACUAUUUCCACUACCAGUUAGACAUGUUCUGCUCAGGUGCAAAGUCGAAACAUCACAGUGAACUUAAAAGAAUGAUCCUCUGUUCUUUUGGUAUUACGAAGUUGAAUUUUUGUUUCCAGCAUGUGCUUUUGUGGAUGCAAAGAAGUUGAUAGUGGAAAAUACUUGGCAGAUAUUUGUGGAAAAUUUCACCUUUGUUUAACUUUCUUGUUUUUCUCUGUUUUUGUGGACCAUCUGUUGUGUCAACUUCAUACACAAUCUUCAUUGUUUUGACUUGCAAUUGCUCUCCUUCAUAUCUCCUUUCUUGUCCUGUUCAUUAUCAUCUUUCACUACAGAUUGCGCUCUUCUCAAGUUUCAUGACUGGUUUUGUGUUAAUAGGUAAGAAUUUUGUCUACUCGUCAGUUAUACAUUGAUGAUUCUUCACUGACAAGAUCAGUGACCCCUUUCUUAUUAUAAAAUCUACAAAAAUCUAGAUGACCCUGUUCUUUCUCAUUUCUUUCUUUUUUCUUUCUUUCUUCUUCCUAUUUAUUAUCUUUAGUUUGAGAGACUUUCACUUGUUGAAAGAGGCGGCUGAUGAGCAACUAGGUCCACUAUAAGCACGUCAAGGGAGACAAGUAAACACUGAGUUAUUUCAAAAGCACUUUAAGCUACCUCUAUCAUCAGUACAAGAAGCAUGAACUCUUCAUCUACACAGUUUGUCGCCUCAGGAAGGAUGGGUAUGUAUGAGCCUAUCCAUCAGAUUGGUAUGUGGGGAGAAAACUUUAAGAGUAACGGUAUUUCAAAUGCAUCAGCAUCAAUUUUUAUAGCGGGCAAUCUAAAUUCUUCUCAAUCAAUACUAAUGGCAGCAGACACAAAGCUGGACAAUCAGUCAGAAGAUACUUCACAGGGUACUCUUGGGCCUUCUAGCAAAUAUGAUCUAGAAGCAAGUAAACCAAUGGAUAAGGUACAAAGACGUCUUGCACAAAACCGUGAGGCUGCUCGUAAAAGCCGUUUACGGAAAAAGGCUUAUGUUAAGCAGUUAGAAUCAAGUUGUUUAAAGCUGAUUCAAUUGGAGCAGGAGCUUGAAAGGGCUAGACAUCAGGGUCUAUAUAUUGGUGGAGCAGAAACUAGCCAGAUGGGGUUUGCUGGACAAAUAAUCUCAGGUAUUGCCACUUUUGAGAUGGAGUAUGGACGCUGGUUGGAAGAACAAAAUAAACACAUUCGCAAUUUGAGAAACGCUAUAAAUACUCAUUUAAGUGAUAUUGAGCUUGGCGUACUCGUAGAAAAUGGCAUAAACCACUACUCUGAACUUUUCCGAAUGAAAGCAAUUGCUGCUAAGGCUGAUGUUUUCUAUCUCAUGUCUGGAAUGUGGAAAUCAUCAGCAGAAAGGUUUUUCUUGUGGAUAGGAGGAUUUCGGCCUUCAGAGCUGCUUCAGGUUCUCAAGCCUCAGAUUGAGCCCUUGACAGACCAACAACUUUUGGAUGUCUGUAACCUUAAACAAUCAUGCCAGCAGGCAGAAGAUGCUCUUUCACAAGGUAUGGAAAAACUCCAACAAACUCUUGCUGAGACUGUAGCAGCUGGUCGAUUGUGUGAAGCAAGUCAUAUGCCACAGAUGGAUACUGCAAUGGAGAAGUUGGAAGGUCUGGUCCGCUUUGUUCAACAGGCUGACCAUCUUCGCCAGAUAACUCUGCAGCAAAUGUCGCUGAUAUUAACAAUACGUCAAGCAGCUCGAGGUCUGCUUGCCUUAGGGGAGUACUUCGAACGACUACGAGCUUUGAGCUCACUUUGGGUUACUAGUUCUCGUGAGCCUGCCUAGCUAGCAUUGCAUUACGAAGAACCUAGCAAGUGAAAAUCACAUGGCAGCCAAAGGUGUCCGUACGUGUGCCUUUUGGUAAUGGUGUUGUAAACCUAUAUACAGACAUAAUUCGAGCUGCUGACAUUUUUCAAGCAGCCUUCCAGAAUUGACAAGUUGUAAAUGUAAGUAGCCAUUAUAUCAAAGAUCGAGAUCCUAGUUAAAUCAAAAUUUCAAUGCCUGUUAUAUGCUGUAUUGUUUUCAAAGGAUAAUAUAUACAUUUUGUUUCCAGUC